CGGAAGUGGGAUUGCGAGGCCCGGGUAUAACAGGCGUAGUCGCCGUGGUGCGGCAGCCUGCGGCAUCCUGGGUCUGGUGUCGUGCUUCGUUCUCGCGCUGGCCAGGCUCAGGCUGUUUCUGAUGCUUGGAAGCUAUCCUUUCAGCCACAAAGAUGGUAAUAAAUCUUUGCCUCCCACAGUUCAGACCAAGAAUUUACUGCAACAAGAUAUCAGCUGAUGGCUAUGAAGUAGAAAAUCUCAUCUCUGAAGACCUCACAAAGAGAAGUCAUGGUUUUAGGACAGAGUAUUUCAUUAAGCCACCAGUUUAUGUGACAGUUUCUUUUCCUUUCAAUGUGGAAAUCUGUAGAAUUAAUAUAGACCUCGCAGCUGGGGUAGGCCAGAAUGUUACUGGCCUGGAAAUGUACACAUCCGCCUUAUCCAGCAGAGGUUCUUGGAAUACCCCUGAAUGCCGGACCCCGGGCCCAGCUGAGCCAUCCAUCCCGGACAAGGAAGCGUUCACCUUGGUAGGCAAAGUCUUCUUGAAAAACCAGAGCCAAGUGGUGUUUAGCCACAGGGGUUUCAAGGCCAGGCCACCUUUUGUCCCGAUGGAAGUCACACUCCCUUCUCCUGCUAUCGUGGCCCAGGAGCUCUGGAAUAUGAGAAACCAUGUGGCCCAUCUCAAGAUCUGUAUCACUCAUGUGACAGGCAGUGGUAUCCCUUGCAUCAAGCGGUUGGAAGUGUGGGGUCAGCCAGCCAAAACCUGCUCACAGGAGGUGAUAGACAGUGUCCUGCUGGUUGCUUCAGAGAGCCUCCCUCAGGACUUGGCUCUCCAGGCCCCGGCCUUGCCCAUGGAGAGUGACUGUGACUCUGGGAGCCAAUCUGAGGGCGAGCAUGCCCCCUCCAACCUGCAGGAACUGGCUGAGGUAAUUCAGGAUGUGCCUGAGGAGUUCCUGGAUCCCAUCACCCUGGAGAUCAUGCCUUGCCCCAUGCUGCUGCCCUCAGGCAAGGUCAUCGACCAGAGCACACUGGAGAAGUGUAACCGCAGUGAAGCCACAUGGGGCCGAGUGCCCAGUGACCCUUUCACAGGGGUAGCCUUUACUCCACACUCCCAGCCCCUGCCUCACCCCUCCCUGAAGGCCCGUAUCGACCAUUUCCUGCUCCAGCACUCCAUUCCUGGCUGCCACCUGCUUGGAAGAGCACAGACUGCCUUGGCAGUGACCCCUUCUUCCAUUGCUCUGCCAUCUCGGAAAAGGAAGAUGGAGCAGGCUGAACAUGCCCUAGACGGUAGCCUUGGUGUAAAUGCUUCUUGUUUUUCUACCACAAGCCUUCUGGUCUCACCCACUACCUCAGAGCACACUGCUAAGAAAAUGAAAGCUGCCAGUGAGCUUGGUCUGACACACAUGGACUGCUCAGCAGAUCCAGUGUCCCACGAGCAGAAGCUGUCACAAAGCUUGGAAAUUGCCUUGACGUCGACUCUUGGCUCCAUGCCCUCCUUCACAGCACGGCUGACCAGGGGACAGCUCCAGCACCUUGGCACAAGAGGAAGCAGCACUUCCUGGAGGCCAGGCACCAGUUCGGAGCAGCCUGGGAGCAUCCUGGACCCCGAGUGUGCCUCCUGCAAAAGAGUGUUUUCUCCCUACUUCAAAAAGGAGCCCGUGUACCAGCUUCCCUGUGGCCACCUCCUGUGCCGGCCCUGCCUGGGUGAGAAGCAGCGCUCCCUGUCCAUGACGUGCUCAGCCUGCCAGCGGCCAGUCGCCAGCCAGGAUGUGCUGCGGGUCCACUUCUGAGUGACUGGUCUCAACCUGAGAAGACCCAUUGCUGGGCGGAACAGGAGUGUGGGGGGGGGUCAUAGCUCCCCUGAGGUCUGGCUGGGGUCACAGGUCCCCAGAGAGGCCUCUCCUUUCCCAAGGGCUUUCCUGUUAUCGCCUCCCACAGUGCAGCACAGGCCUGGAGUGCGGGCUCGGGGAGGGUCACUCCACUGCUACGCCAGUGGCAACAGGAUAACAAAGCCAUAGUUUGGGCUGGGAAGGAUGGGGUAGAUGCCCCUGCCCUCCUGUAUCUCCCCGACACCCUCCUACCAGAGCCCUGCGCCUGCUAGAGCCAGCCCCACCCUGGUUAUCUGCAUUCACCACCCCCUCCCCGCCCCGCAGGGUGGAUGUGCGUGGAGCACAAUAGACUGUGGCUCAGGGUCUCAGAGCCUCCACCUUCAGUGUCAUCCAAAAGUGGACCACGGCAGGGGUCUGUGAAGUGAAUGACUCAGCCCCCUACUGGCCGACUACGCUGAGCCUUAAUAAAGUGAUGAUUGACGUCUGC
Pteropus alecto (black flying fox) is the source of this 2292-nucleotide messenger RNA. It is a transcript of the gene UBOX5, whose product is annotated as U-box domain containing 5. Gene Ontology annotation, molecular function: ubiquitin protein ligase binding; ubiquitin-ubiquitin ligase activity. Gene Ontology annotation, cellular component: nucleus. The record is from RefSeq and is a predicted model, not a curated record. Lineage: Eukaryota; Metazoa; Chordata; Mammalia; Chiroptera; Pteropodidae. Gene Ontology annotation, biological process: protein polyubiquitination.